Molecule: messenger RNA, 4232 nt
Organism: Etheostoma cragini (Arkansas darter)
Lineage: Eukaryota; Metazoa; Chordata; Actinopteri; Perciformes; Percidae
Gene: sv2
Product: synaptic vesicle glycoprotein 2
Exons: 13
Coding region: 1-1641 (546 amino acids)
Biological process (GO): transmembrane transport
Cellular component (GO): membrane
Molecular function (GO): transmembrane transporter activity
Source: RefSeq, a predicted model, not a curated record
AUGUCUCGUCACGUGCACACCCGAGACGCGGAGGCGCGAAAGCCGCUUCUCACCGGUGUCUACCUGGAGCCGAACGAGCUGGACUCAGAUGAAGGUGAAACAAUUUUCGACAGGAGCGCAUCAAAUAUCACACAUGAUGUUGGUGGGAGUGCACAGAAAAGAUUAACAUAUGAGGAAGCAGUAGAUAUAGCAGGUUUUGGAGUGUUCCACUGGCUGCUGUUGGUGGUGUGUGGCUGGGCCAAUGCCAGCGAUGCCGUGGAGAUUCUCUGUGUAUCUUUUCUCCUGCCAACAGCGCGCUGCGAUCUGCAGCUGAGCUCUUCAGACAUGGGCCUACUGACUGCCAGCAUUUUCCUUGGAAUGAUGGUGGGCGGCUACAUGUGGGGAUACCUGGCUGACCAGAGGGGGCGUCGCAGGGUCUUGGUUGUGUCCCUGACGGUUAACGGGGUGUUUGGAGCUCUGGCCAGCGUGGCUCCGUGGUUCUGGCUCUUCCUGCUGCUGCGGUUCAUCAGCGGCAUCGGUGUAGGUGGGUCGAUCCCGGUUAUCUUCUCCUACUUCUCAGAGUUUAUGCCCUGUCAGAGGAGAGGCGCAAUGAUCAGCGCUCUGGCCACCUUCUGGAUGGCAGGGAACAUCUUGGCUGCAGGACUGGCCUGGUUGGUGAUUCCAAGAACCUGGGCCCAUUUCUCACUGGGAUCACUGGACUUUCAGAGCUGGAGACUGUUUGUGGUGCUCUGCUCUGUCCCCAGCCUCACCUCAGCCGUCCUCUUCAGGCUGCUCAUGCCUGAAAGCCCCAAGUUCCUCAUGGAGGCUGGCCGGGAGAAAGAGGCGAUCCGGGUAUUCCAAGUGAUAUUUGAGCUCAACAUGUGGGGAAAGGGAAAAGAUUUCCCGGAAUUUGGUUUGUGCAACAGCUCCAAGCAAAAAGGGGAACUGGACAAGACCAGGGCCCGGGGUUCACAAAGAGAGAGACUUGCCUGUAUUUUGAAAAAGGCCCUGGUUCCCAUUAAACAGAUGUUUAAUGAUUCGCUUAAAUCCAGGAGCUUUGCACUGCUCAUCAUCUUCUACUGCAUUUCCUUUGGAUACUAUGGACUGUGGAUGUGGUUCCCAGAGCUGUUUGAGAGAAUUGAGGACGGCGGCUCGCCCUGUGCCAACGUGUCCCUGCUGUCUCCACUCCACAACCAAAGCUGCUACCCGGUCAAGACAGCAGUGUAUAUGGAGGGCUUCAUCAUUGCUGCAUCCAACUUACCGGGAAACAUCUUCACUAUUCUUAUGAUGGACAGCAUGGGAGGAAAGGCUCUACUGUCCUGCAGCCUGCUGGUGUCCAGUCUGAGCGUCUUCCUCAUCUAUGUGGUCCAGACCAAAACCCAGAGUCUGAUCCUCUCCUGUGUCUUUAGUGGCGUGUCAGUUAUUGCCUGGAAUGCCCUGGACGUGGUGGGAACGGAGCUCUACCCGACCCAGCUACGGUCCUCUGCUCUCGGUUUCUUCACAGGAGUGGGCCGAGUGGCAGCCAUCAUGGGUAACGUAGCCUUUGGGAAGUUGGUAGACACAAACUGUGCCAUCCCGGUCCUGCUGGUGUCAGCUCUGCUGCUCACCGGAGGACUGGUGGCUCUUCUACUUCCACAAACCAGGCAGACUGAGCUCACCUGACAGCUCACAAUCUACUGCACAUCACAUUAUUUUAUAUAAAUAAAUCAUAGGAAAACAUCCCCUUAAUUUCCACAUGAAAGCAGACUGGAAUGAUCUCUGAUCGUUUAUCUCCUGUUUUGGCUCCCAGAGGAUAUUGGAAUCCUGCCCCUUCUGUCAUCUCUCUGUGCCUUUUGUACGGUGCCUCAUUUAAAAUGCCAAAGACAAGAACAAAUUCAAAAGACAGCAGGGACAGCAGAAGAAGAAUUAUUCCGGAAAGUGAGAAAGUAGUCCAAUAGUCCUUUAGAUUGGAAGCUUGUGAUGGUUAAAACUCUUUUCAGGUGUGAGUCAAGGUAUGAAGGACACCUUUCAAACGUUUGUCUUUAAACUCUACAAACAUCUUACUUUAUAAGUUGGACAUGAUUUCUGGAGUAUGCUGUAAUACGUGAUGCUGGUGGUUCAAGAUAUUUCUAGAAAAGAAACACUGCACAUUCUAUAUAUUGUGUACAUCUAUGCAUACAGUAAAUUGUUUCAUUUAGCUCCCAGUCUCAUUUUUACUACACAAACUGGACCACGCCAGUUCAGCAUUCCUUCAGGAAACCAAAACAUUGCUAAUUUCAGAUUACAAUAAUUUAAAAAAGGACCAAGUAUAGAUGAACAAACCCUUACAGUGUAUGAGCUUGAGUUGCAAUAUUGUUGAUGGGUUCAUAUACCCAUUGGUAAUUCUGUAAAGCUGUGUGAACUUUGUGGCUAGUAAAGCACUUUUGUUUAAACAAACACUACAUCCCUUCAUGUCAGCUGUGUGUGUUUUUGUGUGUAAUAUCACCUACACUGCCAUACAGCUCAGGGUUUGAAGAACAUCAGUGCAGGAACUAGUACGCAGUUCCUUUAAUUAAGUAAAAGCACCAAGACAACCGUAUUAAAAAAAAGAAUACAAGUUUAAGUCCUACACUCAAAAAUGUCCUUAAGUAAUAGUACUUUCACCAAAGUGUACUUUAAGUAUCUAGAGUAAAAGUACUCACUCUGCAGUGAAAUGUCCCGUGACUGAUAUAGAGUACUAUAAAAUAUGACAUUAGAUUGUAAAUGUGUAAGUGAGAUUUUACAGCUGUAGCUGGUUCAUGUAGAGCUAGUUUGAGCUGAUUCAUUUAUUUUAGAAAUUGCUGGUUUGAUGUUUAGCAAUAAAUUAUAUUUCAUAAGCUUUAGGGAUGUAAUGCUAUGAAAAUUUAGCUUCACAAUUAUAGUGACCAAAAUGAUCAUGGUUUUUGGUAUUAUCGCUGUAUUAUUAAAAGUGUGUACAAUAUGUUCUGAAAGCAUUGAUAGGCCUACACAAGCUGAAAUAGUUUCAAAAAGUGUAACAUUUUAAACAUCAAAGGAACAAGGGUUCAGCUUAUUUGUCAGGAACAUUUCUAGUAGUGCAUGUUUAAAUGAUACAAAUCCAGACAUUCAAGCUAAGACAUAAAGAACAAUAUGUUACAGCUAUGUUAACUAUCUUCAAUCAACUGUCCUUCGGCAUUCCUAUAAUCAAAAUAUGCCCACGCUUCAGUCCUCUUAGAGGGCUGAUAAAUGUCCGCUGUCAUCUCCUCCUUCCGCCAUGAUUCCAACUUCAAGAAACGCACGUUGUAGGCUACGUAGUAACUUCAGGAGACUCAAAUGAAGCGAUAAUAAUUAUGUUUUAUCAAAUGAUAUUUUUUGUAAUGAUAUUUUAAAUGAAAACGGUAAUUGUUAACGUCAACAUUUUUAUCGUGGUUUACUGUUACAUCCCUAAUAAGCUCACAUUGUUUUGUUUAUGGAAAAUCUGAAAAGUCUACAGGUAAAACUACAGCUGUAGUGGAGUAAAAGGUACAAAACUUCCCGUUGAAAUGUAGUAAAGUAGAAGUAUGAAGUAGCAUAAAAUGGAAAUACUACAAAUUUUACUUAAGUACAGUAUUUAACUAAAUAUACUUACCUGACCUGUAGUUGCUUUCCACCACUAUGAACACCAAAAAAUGAGGAUGCCCCCUGAAAUGGUUUGCCUUUUUUAGGAAAGCCUUCAGGAAACUGUCCAAAAAUAUGAAUGGAUGAUCUUUGGAGUAUGAUUUCAGAUAAUACAGAAGACAUGAGCAUAUUUCUGUAUUUUUUUAUUUGUAUAAUAAAUAAACUUGUAAUACUUCAGGACCACAUUUCACAACCACACAGAGUAUGAAUAAAACAUACUUUGGAUAUUUAGAAGCUGAUGCAGACAAAAACAUAUCGCCAGACAGGAAUUAAAUGUUUUUAUCCAACUGUUUCUGUGAAAGCAGUUUUCAGUAGAUUUUUACAUUAAAAGUAGAUUUUCUUUACAUUCUUCAUUAUGACUGUGAUGCAGUUAAAUUUCAGGUCUGAGUGGUUUAAUGGUAAACAAUGCAACAGGUACAAAAAAAGGCCAAAAUGAAACCGUCCACUGAUGCUACGGCUCGGUUCUAUGACGAGGGCUGAAGUUUGACUGCAAUGUACUCCUUUUGGUUAAACACAAUUUCCAACAGUAAAGAGCUAAUAAAUAAAUACACAGAUUAUGUGUUAAAGAUAAGCAACGUGCAGCUUCUGGACACAUGAGGGUCCAUAACACAAGAAAACCCACACAACCUGAAAACAAAACA